GUCACUACCCCUUGCUACUCACCGCCAUCGAGGACGACGGCGACAACGACUGUGAGAUUCACAACAGAUGGAAACCAAUACAUUCAAACUGCUUGAAUCCACGACGAUCAAGACUUUGCACGCUCACAGCUUUACGCGCUCGUCCACUCAAGCCUCACUCGUGCUCACAGACCUCCUGUCCCGGUAUCUUUCUCUGCUCACAUCGACAUGUGCACAAUAUGCGCAGCACGCAGGUCGAACGAAUCUUACCGCACGCGAUGCUCUAUUUGCCCUGGACGAAAUGGGAGUGAAUGUGGAUGAACUGGGCGAUUAUGCGAGCGUGGAAGGGAUGGAGUUGGGACGAUAUGCGCAACAACGGACAGCAAGGAGAGUAGAGGAGCUGAAUGAGCUCAAGGCGGUCCUACGGGAGGGUCUCCCAUUGUCACGCGAGGUAAUUCCGCUGGAAUAUGCUCCAUUACCCGACAUCCUUCCCGAUGACAACGACGAUGAGGAUGAUGAGGAUGAUAAUGAGCCUGAGGAGGAAGACGAACCUUCUCGUCAGGAGGGAACGACGGAAAUGGAACUUCUGGACGACUUCCCUCCUCUUCGACGUGUGUCGCAGCUGCCAGUAACACCUCCGCCACAACCUACAACGCCUCCACUUCCGCUAUCUCCUAUCUCAAAUCCAUCAUCCCCAGCCCGCAAACGUCCACGGACAGAGAACUGGCAGCCACCAGACCAUAUCCCGAGCUUCCUCCCACCCUUUCCAUCUGCUUCCCGUGUUUCUCCAGAACCUGAGCCUCUCCCGCUUGCCUCCCUUGCAUCGCGGAAUCCUGCAGCAGACCGUCCAGCAUCUCCGCCUCGGCAUUCUUCGACUGCACCAGCAGAUUACGCCACAGCCGUCCCAUAUACGGAUUCAUCUCUGUCCGGAAUUCCAGAAUGGCAUCUCCCAGCCUCAUUACUCCCCUCAUCGACUUCGUCUUCCCAGUUGUCGUCAUCUCACCCCCGCCUUCCAACCCCCCAAGUCCCGCCCUCUCUUAUAGCAGCUUAUCACCACAUCCUCACCCAUCCACCACCCGCGAACCCGAACGCCGCGAACCCCUCUCGUCACCGUGUCGCUAUGGCUCUUCUAGACCAGACACAAAAGAAAUCACGCUGGGAGCCCGCUGACACGCUCUACGCGAACUUGACGCCUAACCUCCCAACGGUCGCUCCGUUUGGUCCAUCAUAUGCCGUUCCUGUUAAUGCAACUCCACAGAAUGAAAAGAAAGAUGAGGAUGGGAAGGACAAGGAGAAGAGAUUACCGGGCGUUCAUCCGCGUUCCGUCGUUCCAUUCGAAAGAGGGUCACCGCUCAUAAGCUCUCAAACCUCUCGAAUACCGGAGUUAGCGCGCGAGGUGCUGCCGAACCUCGUGCAUACGCGGGUUACCCGUCUCAGUCACCCGCCCAUUCUUUACAGAAGCAACGAGAAGUUGACGUAUGGUCCUGGAGUGCCUGCUCAUUGGAACAAGACCGCCGUUCCUAUCCUCCCUGCAGGCGUUACCGCUGGUCCAACGCCCAUCACUAAUCUUCCAAAUGGCCUGACCAAUGGCAAAGGCAAAGAGAAAGCCAAGGAUUCCGACAAGGAUAAGGACAAGGCGGCGAAUGGUGAUGGGCCGGAGAAGGAGAGCGUAUUGCCGGAUGCAAGGUUCUAUGCUACCUGGGAUUAUGAGCCGAGGAACUAUAGAGACCAACUAAUACCCACCUCGAAGAGAGCCAAGCAGCCAGGUGUUCAGAGCAAUAUGUUCGGGGUGGGCAUGAAGAGGAGCACGAGUGAGAGCUAUGGGAAGGCAGGUUAGCUUUUUGCUCGACAUCGCGGUGCUUCGGGCAUGAUGCUACAGUUGUUGGAGUGGAUGGACGAUGUGUUUGACUGUUUUAUUCUUUGUACUUCAUUUAUUUUCGCUGCGUUGUUUUGUCGAUUGCAAUUCGCUGUCCUCUUCGUUUCCAUGGUUGUUCUUCGUACUUCUCAGAGCUACACUCCAUGCUGUAGUCUGUACUUAGGAGAGUGGUCAUUGAGCUCGACUCACGAAACCGG
Molecule: messenger RNA, 2052 nt
Organism: Stereum hirsutum FP-91666 SS1
Lineage: Eukaryota; Fungi; Basidiomycota; Agaricomycetes; Russulales; Stereaceae
Exons: 4
Coding region: 68-1816 (582 amino acids)
Molecular function (GO): protein heterodimerization activity
Source: RefSeq, a predicted model, not a curated record